UUUUAGUUCUCAGUUUGAUGAAGAUGAUGGGAAUCUAUUUUCUGUGUACGAUGGCAGUCGCUGCUGUUUUACUCUGCACUCCACCAGCAGGUAGCUAUACAUACCAGAUGAUGUAUGACUGCGAGUAUGGCAACAACAACACCGACAUGGUCUUCUUUGUUAAAAAUGUAUUUAACCAGAAGAUUAACACCAUGUAUGACUCCAGAGUUGGAAAAUAUGUUGGUUUUGGAGAAUAUGGCAUGAAAAACGCAGACCAUUAUAACAGCCAGGGUUGGAAAAUGUUCUUAAGAAGAGCUCAAGUGGAGAUUCUUUGCAGAUACAAUGCACAAUUGUUUAGAAGGAGCACACUGGAUAGAAAAGUGCCUCCAAUUGUCAAAGUCCAUCAGACCAAGCCAGCGGACUACGGGGAGCGGUCCAUGCUUGAGUGCAGAGUUCUGGGUUUUUUUCCUCAGGAGGUGAAGGUGAGCUGGCUGAGGGACGGAGAGGAGGUCACCACCGAUGUGUCGUCCACAGAUGUCAUGGCCAACGGGGACUGGAGCUUCCAGCUUCACUCGUACCUGGAGCUGACACUAAGGAGAGGGGAGCGGGUGACCUGCAGGGUGGACCACGGCAGCCUGAGGAAGAGCCUGGAGGUGGACUGGGACACUUCUCCACUGGAUACCAAGUACCUGAAGAAGUCAGUUGGGAUCAUCUUCUUCUUUAUUGGCUUCGUUGCAGCUGCUGCUGGAGGUGCUUACUACAGGUGGAAACAGAGGUUUGACUUCACUCCGUUAGGCAGACAAGGACAAACACCUCCAUGUAAUCUUUCAGAGUUUUAAUUUGGGGAAAAGGCUGCCUUUAUGCUGAAAAAAAUGAUAUAUAUUAUAAUAAAUUCAACCACUGAGCUCUGAAGAUAUAGUAAUGCACAUUAAAAAACACUGCAUUAAAAUUGCACCCAGUUUGGGUCAAUAUAACAAAUAUAUAGUUAUGUUGAUCCAGUGUUACACACAAUAAACUUCAGCUAAAAACAAUGUGAAUAUGGCAUUGAUAUUAAUGUUGCUGAGUCAUACAGCAGACUAUCAUUCAAGAUUCAUACUUAACAUUUGACACAGAGAUAAAAAUUAAACCAGGAUUCACAAUGUUUGUCUUCUUCAAAGCGUAAAAAUAUUCUGCAGUCAACUUUCAUGUCUGAGCUUAAUAAUGCAGAUAUUCUGUAUUGUCAUGCUGCCCCAGUUAAACCUUGUGUAUCAUAUUGCAUUACGCUUUAUCACAAAUAGUAUGUUUUGUACUCAUCAUUGCCCUCUGUAUCACACGGUCCGUUAGACUUCUUUACAGACAAGAUGAAAUAACCAUCUCAUGUUAUUCAUCUACACAACU
This is a messenger RNA of Scomber scombrus (Atlantic mackerel), 1356 nucleotides long. Its product is annotated as class II histocompatibility antigen, B-L beta chain-like. Gene Ontology annotation, biological process: immunoglobulin production involved in immunoglobulin-mediated immune response; antigen processing and presentation of exogenous peptide antigen via MHC class II; positive regulation of T cell activation. Gene Ontology annotation, molecular function: MHC class II protein complex binding. The transcript has 5 exons. NCBI's taxonomy places the organism in Eukaryota, Metazoa, Chordata, Actinopteri, Scombriformes, Scombridae. The coding region runs from base 18 to 818 and encodes 266 amino acids. Gene Ontology annotation, cellular component: membrane; MHC class II protein complex. The record is from RefSeq and is a predicted model, not a curated record.